AUGCCUUCACAGCCCAGCAUGGACGAUCUCAUCGCUCCCCUGGACGCUUCUACCCACCUUAACGAAGAAAACAGAGUUCGUCUUCAAGACAGCCUGUUUGAAGCCGCCGAGGCUCUGGAGACACCUAAUGAUAUGCUCUACCGUCUUCUCAACCAGGGCAGACAGAUGUCAAUGAUCAAGAUUGGAUACGACCUGGAUAUCUUUUCGACGCUUACCAGCCGCGCGCAACCCUACUCAGUAAAAGAACUGGCAGCACCCAAGAACGCCGACCCACUGCUUAUGGCGCGCUUAUUGCGUUUCUUCGCGGCCAACCGUAUGAUAUCGGAAACGAGCCAGGACCAUUUCACCGGGAACAAGUACACCAAGGGUCUGUCCGAUCCUCGAAUCCAGGGUGGACUGCUUCAUGGUGCCGUUUCUCUACUCAAACGACCUGACUUUCUGGGCUUGAACAGUUUCCACAUCAGCAAUCCAACAUGGCAAAGCCUUCCCGAAUAUCUGCAAGAAAACAACUACGAAAACACGACCGGCGGCCAUUGUGCCUGGCACAAGUCCGCAAACACCGAUUUGGAUUUCUUUCCCUGGGCGAAGCAGAACCCUGAUAUCCUGAAAUACUUCCAGCAACUCAUGGGCAUCAUGGGUCUGCCUAGAGACGGCAGCUGGCUCGGUGUCAUCCCCAUUGGAGAUCAGGCGCGAUCUAUUGCGGGGGAUGUGGAUUCUGACCGGAAGGUAUUUGUUGAUAUUGCCGGUAGUGUCGGACACCAGUGUGCGCGGCUUCUUACGCAGCAUCCGGGUCUGGCUGGUCGAGUUGUCCUGCAGGAUCUGGAGGAGACUUUUGAGCGGGCGCCGAAGAUCCAGGGAGUGGAUUUUAUGGUGUAUGAUUUCUUUACAGAGCAGCCGGUCAAGGGUGCCAAGUACUACUACCUGCGCAUGAUCAUCCAUGACUGGGAGGAUGAUAAGGCAGUGCAGAUUUUGAAGAAUAUCGUGCCGGCCAUGGCGGAGGAUUCUCAGAUCCUCAUUGACGAUAUUGUUCUUCCUAAUACCGGGGCUCAUUGGUGGAGUACAUGUAUGGACAUGCAAAUGUAUAUCAUGCAUGGUGCAAUGGAGAGGACGGUUGACCAGUGGCAUGCGCUUUUGGAUAGGGCGGGCUUGAAGGUGGUGGACAUAAAGACGUAUGGCGCUGUGAUGCGGAACUCGGUGAUCGUUGCUGUACCCAAGUAA
Molecule: messenger RNA, 1218 nt
Organism: Penicillium verhagenii
Lineage: Eukaryota; Fungi; Ascomycota; Eurotiomycetes; Eurotiales; Aspergillaceae
Exons: 3
Coding region: 1-1218 (405 amino acids)
Molecular function (GO): O-methyltransferase activity
Source: RefSeq, a predicted model, not a curated record